AUGGCACCAUCAACCUCAGUCAGCCAGAUUCCCCACGCGGACGCCUCCGCCGUCAAACACACAAACGGCAACGGCGUUCUGCCCAGCUCUACCAUUGCGCCUGAAAAGAAGCCCGGGCAAGACAAGUCAAAGACCCUGGAGACCAAGGGCUUCCCCCGCCCGCAAAAGUUUGACGAUCCGUACCAGCAGCGCCAGCACCUUAAGGAGCGUCUGGCCCUAGGCUUCCGCAUCUUUGCAAAGAACGGCUUCGACGCCGGCGUCGCUGGCCACAUCACAGUCAGAGACCCCGUUGAGCCGCAAACAUUCUGGCUAAACCCAUUUGGCGUCCCCUGGCCACUACUCAAAGCGUCAGAUCUCAUUCGCGUAGAUGAGAAUGGCGAAGUGGUCGAGGGUGGCCCCGUCAGGCUCUUGAAUACCGCCGCAUACAUGAUCCACCACGCGGUCCAUGAAGCCCGCCCCGAAAUAAACUGCGUAGCCCACUCCCACUCCCUCUACGGCCAAGCCUUCUCCGCCCUCGGCCGCAACCUCGACAUCACCACCCAGGACACCUGCGCCUUCUACAACGACGUCGUCCUCUACAACUCCUUCGGCGGCAUCGUCCUCGGCAAAGAGGAAGGCCUGCGCAUCGCCGCCGCCCUGGGCAACAAGAAGGCCGCCAUCCUGCAGAACCACGGCCUCAUCACCUGCGGCAAGAGCGUCGAGAGCUGCGUCUACUGGUUCCUCAGCCUCGAGCGGUGCUGUCACCAGCAGCUUUUGGCUGAUGCCGCUGCGGGAGGGAGGGGCCACGAGACGGUCAAGAUUGAUCAGGAAGAUGCUGAGUUUACAUACAAGUCCAUCGGGUCCGAGGUGGCAGGGUGGUUUUCGGGGAAGCCUACUUUUGAUAUGAUGGAGCAUGAGUCUGGUGUUGCUUAUAAGAUGUGA
Molecule: messenger RNA, 921 nt
Organism: Colletotrichum paranaense
Lineage: Eukaryota; Fungi; Ascomycota; Sordariomycetes; Glomerellales; Glomerellaceae
Product: class II Aldolase and Adducin domain-containing protein
Exons: 3
Coding region: 1-921 (306 amino acids)
Cellular component (GO): cytoskeleton
Molecular function (GO): actin filament binding
Source: RefSeq, a predicted model, not a curated record